AUGAAUGAACAAGAAAAGUAUUUAUUAAGGGGAGACGUUCAACUGCAAUAUGGAUGGGGUGCAAAAGUUUUGCCGAAUGAAACGUUAACUCAAAUAUUUAAGGAUCUAGAUUAUCCAAUGAAUUGUAUAUAUGUGAAUCAUUCAUGGGCCUUCGCAGCGUUACCGUUUUUAUGGCAAUCCCCAUUUACAACUGCUCGUGAUCCAAUUAAAUUGGUAGAAACUUUAAUUAAAAGUCUUCCCGCAGAUGUGAAAAAUUCACUACAGCAAGAUGUAUCAGCUAUUAGACCAUGGUUAACUGAGCAUACAUGUUAUAAGUAUGCUGAAUGGAUCAAAGAACUCCAAUAUGAACAACUUUUGAGUUACGUUAUUAGAUGGUUCGAAAAUCGACGUCGGAUAAAAUCGGUUUCGAAAAACCCAAAUACAUGUCAUUCAUUGGAAUUGCGUUCUGAAGGUGGAUAUUUGUCAAAAGAAACCCGCUUUCAAAUACAAUCCAUCUUCUCUGCCUUGAUUUCUUUCCUCAUCAGUUCAAGUCGAAGCUUACGCACUUUAGAUCUCUCAACAAAAUAUGGUUAUCCUCAUCUGUCUACCAUGUUGAGUCCAAUGCGAACAAAUUGUGAAUCUUUAAUUGCUGUUACUGAAUUAACUUGUGAUACUUGGGUUCCCGAAAACUUUUAUUAUACUCUUUCCUUAAGAUCCCAUAAUUUAGAGAGUUUAUAUAUCUAUCACCCUCAACGUGAUUCUGAUGUCAUUGAUUUAGCUCUCCUUAUUAAACACCAAACGGGUGGAAUACAACACAUAAAACUUUCCGAUUCUGGCGCAAAAAUAACAAUGUUAUUAGAAAGUUUUGGCACUCAAGCCACAACUUUAUCCACACUCAAACUUCAUCGAACUAACCUUACAAGUAAGGGAUUAGACGCUCUAGGAAAACUUGUUAAUUUAAAAUCUUUAGAAUUAGAUAUGUGUAGAUUUUUAUUGUGUUAUCCUUAUAUAGCCCCUGAUCCUUUAUGGCCAAAAUUAAAAAGAUUACAUUUAUCUGAAACGGAGGAUUUUGUUGAUGUAUCAGCUAUUACUGUAAUAAUAACAAAGGUAUUAUCGAGUUUGGAUGAAUUAUUGUUGCAUCAUCAUCUUAGGCAUAAUGAUAUAAUACGAAAGACUGUUAUUAAUCAAUUACCUAAUGUAAGACGACAUGACAUUUCUAAUUGGGUUUUUACUAAGGCUAAUAAGGCUAAUGCUUAA
Molecule: messenger RNA, 1236 nt
Organism: Dentiscutata erythropus
Lineage: Eukaryota; Fungi; Glomeromycota; Glomeromycetes; Diversisporales; Gigasporaceae
Source: the annotation of a GenBank genome assembly